ACAAUGUUUUCCCAGGUAUUCAACAUUUUUCUGUAGAGAAUAAUAAAGAUAGCUAGGGUUGUGGAAGAGGAGGACAAUGCCGUCAACAAGAUUAAGGUUGCAGGUUCGAGAUCACCAUGUGGUUAUGGACAAUGGAGUUCUUAGAGUCACAAUAUCAAAGCCAGAUGGAAUAGUGACCGGCAUAAAAUACAAUCACAUUGACAAUUUGCUAGAGAUCGCCAACGAUGAAUCUAAUAGAGGGUAUUGGGAUCUUGUUUGGAGUCAGCCAGGAAGUACUGGAACUGCUGGAACAUUUGAAGUGAUCCAUGGGACGAAUUUUAAGGUUGUCACAGAAAAUGAGGAACAAGUAGAGCUAUCAUUCUCAACAACAUGGAAUGCUUCCCUCCAGGGCAAGCUUGCUCCAUUAAACAUAGACAAAAGGUUCGUAAUGCUUCGUGGAUCUUCAGGCUUCUAUACCUACGCCAUUUACGAACAUUUGGAGGGGUGGCCUGGUUUCAACCUUGAUGAAACCAGAAUUGUGUUCAAGCUCAGAAAGGACAAGUUUCACUAUAUGGCUGUGGCAGACAACAGGCAAAGGUAUAUGCCCUUACCAGAUGACAGGUUGCCUGGGAGAGGACAGCCAUUGGACUAUCCUGAAGCUGUCCUCCUUGUAAAUCCUGUGGAGCCUGAAUUCACAGGAGAGGUGGACGACAAAUACCAAUACUCAUGCGAAAACAAAGACGUGAAGGUCCACGGAUGGAUAUGCACGGAUAUUCCAGCCGUGGGCUUCUGGCAGAUCAUGCCCAGCAAUGAAUUCCAGACAGGAGGACCUUCGAAACAAGAUCUUACGUCUCAUGUUGGUCCGACCACUCUUGCUAUGUUUGUGAGUGCACAUUAUGGAGGGGAGGAUGUAGUUCUGAAAUUUGAAGAAGGUGAGGCAUGGAAGAAAGUCUUUGGUCCCAUUUUUAUGUAUCUUAAUUCUGUCACCAACGGAUCUGACCCCUUUUUGCUUUGGGAAGAUGCCAAAGAACAGGCGACGGAACAAGUUGUGAGGUGGCCUUAUAGUUUUCCAGCAUCAGAAGAUUUUCCAACAUCAGCGGAAAGGGGCAAUGUUAGUGGCAGAUUAUUAGUCAGAGACAGGUGUGUGAGUGAUGAGGAGAUGGUGGGAAAUGGAGCAUACAUUGGGUUGGCUCCACCAGGAGAAAUUGGAUCUUGGCAAACACAAGGCAAGGGGUAUCAAUUUUGGAGAAAAGCAGACGAAAAAGGAUAUUUUACCAUCAACAACAUCCGUACUGGAGACUACAAUCUUUACGCAUGGGUCCCUGGUUUUAUCGGAGAUUACAAACUUGAAGAAGUCAUUAGCAUAACCCCAGGAUGCAACAUCGAUAUGGGUGAGCUUGUGUAUGAGCCCCCCAGGGAUGGACCAACCCUAUGGGAAAUAGGGAUCCCUGAUCGUUCAGCCCGAGAAUUUUACAUUCCCGAUCCCGAUGCGAGAUAUAUCAAUAAAUUAUAUGUCAAUCAUCCCGACAGGUUCAGGCAAUAUGGACUGUGGGAGAGAUACAGUGAAUUAUAUCCCAAGGGUGACUUAGUCUACACAGUUGGGGAGAGCAAUUACAGUACGGACUGGUUCUUUGCCCAAGUUACCAGAAAGAAAGACGACAAUACAUACCAAGCAACUACGUGGCAAAUCAGGUUCAGACUCGCCACCAUAAAACCAACCGGAACGUACAAAUUGAGACUGGCGCUUGCAUCUGCAGCGCAAGCUGAGUUGCAGGUUCGAAUAAAUAAUCCAGAUCAAGAUCCCGCAUUAUUUACGAGCGGAUUAAUUGGGAAAGACAACGCAAUCGCACGACAUGGGAUUCAUGGGCUCUAUUGGUUGUUCAAUGUGGAGUUACCGGCUGCUUCGCUUGUUGAAGGCGACAACACAAUUUAUUUGACGCAAGCAAAUACUACGAGUCCAUUUCAGGGGAUUAUGUAUGAUUACAUUCGUCUCGAAAGCCCUUGAUGGGGACGCCUUUCACU
Molecule: messenger RNA, 2001 nt
Organism: Sesamum indicum (sesame)
Lineage: Eukaryota; Viridiplantae; Streptophyta; Magnoliopsida; Lamiales; Pedaliaceae
Biological process (GO): carbohydrate metabolic process
Molecular function (GO): catalytic activity; carbohydrate binding
Source: RefSeq, a predicted model, not a curated record